Molecule: messenger RNA, 1674 nt
Organism: Babesia bigemina
Lineage: Eukaryota; Apicomplexa; Aconoidasida; Piroplasmida; Babesiidae
Product: heat shock protein 60, putative
Exons: 1
Coding region: 1-1674 (557 amino acids)
Biological process (GO): protein refolding
Molecular function (GO): ATP-dependent protein folding chaperone; ATP binding
Source: RefSeq, a predicted model, not a curated record
AUGGUGAACCGGGGUCAGUUGGCACGCAGCGUAUUCCACGCACAGCGUCGCUUUUUUGCGAAGGAAGUGAAGCACUCGGUCGAGUGUCGCCAGGGCCUUCUCAGCGGUGUCAACCGCCUUGUGGACGCCGUGUCUGUGACCCUGGGUCCCAAGGGGCGCAACGUGGUGAUUGCGCAGCCAUACGGUGCGCCGAAGAUCACGAAGGACGGCGUCACAGUCGCCAAAGCGAUUGAAUUUUCGGACAAGCUGGAGAAUCUUGGCGCCCAGCUGGUGCGCCAGGUGUCUUCUAACACGAACGACAAGGCCGGCGACGGUACGACAACGGCAGCGGUCUUGGCUCGUGCCAUCUUCCAGCGCGGCUGCCGCGCCGUGGAUGCCGGGUUAAACCCUAUGGACCUGCUGCGCGGCAUAAACAUGGCCGUGGAGUGCGUUGUAAAGUACCUCGAUUCCAUUAAGAAGGAGGUGACCACCAGCGACGAGAUCCUCAACGUCGCCACCAUCUCGGCGAACGGCGACCGCGUGGUCGGCCAGCUGAUUACCGACGCCAUGGAAAAGGUCGGCAAGGAGGGCACCAUCACGGUGGUCGAGGGCAAGACCCUGCAGCACGAGCUCGAGGUUGUCGAGGGCAUGAAGUGGGACAAAGGCUACAUCUCCCCUCACUUCGUGACCAGCGUGAAGGACAUGAAGGUCGAAUUCGACAACCCUUACAUUUUCCUCAGCAACGAGAAGAUUUCCAAUGUGAAGCAGAUCCUGCCCGUGCUCGAGCAUGUGCUGCAGCAGCAGGCGCCUCUGCUGAUAGUCUCCGAGGACGUCGACGGCGAGGCUCUGGCCGUGCUGAUCGUGAACAAGCUGCGCCUGGGCCUCAAGGUCUGCGCUGUGAAACCGCCGGGUUUCGGCGAGCACCGUAAGGCGACCAUGGAGGACCUCGCUGCUAUGACCGGCGCCGUCUUGGCCGGCGAAAACAAUUUCACGGUGGACGGCGACCUCGUUGGCACUCUGGGUCGUGCUAAGAGCGCGACCGUGACCCGUGAGCACACUAUACUGGUAGAAGGCCUCGGGCAGAAGAAGGAUGUCGAGGAGCGCUGUGACGGCAUCCGCGCGAUGCUCAAGGUCUGCGACUCGACCUACGAGUCGGACAAGUUGAAGGAGCGUUUGGCGCGUCUCACCGGCGGCGUCGCUAUCAUCCGCGUCGGUGGCGCUAGUGAGGUGGAGGUGGGCGAGACCCGCGACCGCGUUGACGACGCGCUGUGCGCCACCAAGGCGGCAGUUGAGGGGGGCAUCGUCCCGGGUGGCGGCAGUGCGCUGCUCCACGGCUCGAAGCGGUUGGCAGACCUGCAGACCAAGAACUACGACCAGAAGGUGGGCGUGGACAUCGUCCGCGAGGCCGUGCAGGCGCCCGUCAAGCAAAUUGCGCAGAACGCCGGAUUCGAAGGCUCAGUGGUGGCCGAGCGCUUGCUCCAGUCGAACGACGUGACCCACGGCUUCAACGCGCAAAUGGGCGAGUACUGCGACCUGGUGGCCGCUGGCAUCAUCGACCCUACGAAGGUCGUGAGAACCGCCCUGACCGACGCCGCGUCCGUCGCCUCGCUGAUGACCACCUCUGAGGUCGCCAUAUUCGAUGCGCGCAAAGACAAGGAGGCAAACGACGAGGGCAUGCAGCAGCCCAUGUACUAG